AUGAAGAGUCAAUUCGCUUUCCUCGUCGCCUUUUUGGCUAGUUAUGUUCUUGCAAUCCCUAAUCUCCGUAGUGUGCUUGGUCUUGAGAAGAGACAAGCUGGACGAUGUGGUACGGGAUUUGGAGGAGUUUGUGCUGCUGGUGAAUGCUGUUCUAGCGCUGGUUGGUGUGGAACUGGAUACCUCUACUGCUCUGCCCCAUCAUGCCAAAUCGAGUACGGUCCUGGCUGCGAUGCAAACGUGAAACCCAAGGGACCAGACACCACAAACGUUGCUCGCCCAAAGAUUGGAAGUAUUCCCUACGGCCAAGCUAUCUAUCGCUGUAAUCGUAAUGGGGAUAUUGCUUUGACAUACGAUGACGGCCCAUACACCUACACUGAAGAUCUUCUCGAUCUCCUCCAAACGUACAACGUCAAAGCAACUUUCUACAUCACAGGCCGCAACCUAGGCAAAGGCGCAAUCAACGACGCAGCAACACCCUGGCCCAGCCUCAUCCGCCGCAUGGUCCGCGACGGCCACCAAAUCGCCUCCCACACCUGGUCCCACCAACGUCUCACAACUCUAUCCCGCUCUAAAUUCUGGAACCAGAUGAUCUUCAACGAGAUCGCCUUUGCAGAUAUCCUAGGCUACUUCCCUACCUACAUGCGUCCCCCUUACUCAGCCAGCAACGCUACCACCGAUGCUUGGCUGGGUGAACUAGGAUAUCAUGUUACGUACUUUAACCUGGAUACCGAGGGAUAUUUGCAUGAUAGUCCGAAUACUAUCGGUACAUCCAAACAAAUCUGGGAUUCUACCGUUGAGGGCAAGAGUCCUGCUAGUAACAAGUGGCUUCACAUCGAGCAUGAUCCCGUGUAUCAAACCGUGUACAAUCUCACAGAGUACAUGCUCAAGUCGCUCAAGCGCAACAACUUCCGCGGGGUAACAGUCGGCGAAUGUCUUCAAGACCCCAAAGAAAACUGGUAUCGCCAAGUGACACCCAGCUCAGCCUCAACGACUACGACAGCCGCCAUGAGCUCCGCAACAUUUCCAUUGACGACAAAUGGCCGCUGCGGAUCUCGCCACGGGGGCGCAACGUGCAGAGGCGAAUUCAACGGGGAAACGUGCUGUUCGCAGAACGGAUGGUGCGGCAGUACAGAUGCGCACUGCGGAAGAGGAUGUCAGCCUGUCUUUGUCAGUCACUACAUCACAUGA
Fusarium coffeatum is the source of this 1188-nucleotide messenger RNA. RefSeq lists its product as uncharacterized. Gene Ontology annotation, molecular function: chitin binding; hydrolase activity, acting on carbon-nitrogen (but not peptide) bonds. The coding region runs from base 1 to 1188 and encodes 395 amino acids. Gene Ontology annotation, biological process: carbohydrate metabolic process. The transcript is spliced from 4 exons. The record is from RefSeq and is a predicted model, not a curated record. Lineage: Eukaryota; Fungi; Ascomycota; Sordariomycetes; Hypocreales; Nectriaceae.